ACUUUACGUUGGAAUAUAAAUUCUAUUUUGACCUCGUUUUGCAUGCAGCAUAUGAUGCUUAAACAUUUGGCAGAUGAGUGGAGUGCUCCUUAUUAACCGAGACUGUUUUUUUUUCCUCUCAAAAUGUUCAGCUUCCUAAGACUGUGAUCUACGCCUGUGCUGAAAAUAUUGUACUCUGUUGCUUACAUCUGUAACACACUAAAACCACAUGAAAUAUUUAUUUUAUUUGUCAGAGGGAGGAAGACUGAUCUCUGGAUAUGUAGUUCAUUUUUGGAAUUUUUUCUUUUUGCAGAGAAAGCAUGGUAGCCACUUGCAGAGAUACACUGCCCUAACAGCAUCAAGGAAAAGAAAAAUGGAGAGCGAGAAGGCUCCUUCGACAUCCAGACAGUUGACGUUGGGAGAAACUAAGCUAGUCACACAGAAGAAUGUUGAUCAUGCAGUGUUGAAUUUUGUGACCCAGAGUCUCCAACCCUUUAGUGUGGUGGAACAACCAUCAUUUAAAGCUUUCUUGCAUGAUCUUCAGCCUAACACCUCUCUCAUGUCAAGGCCCACUUGGAUGGAUGAGGCAGCACUUCAGAUGAAGACUAAUAUGAAAAAAGCAAUGUCAGAGAUAGAUUUCAUAGCAACAACAACAGAUUGUUGGAGUUCAAGGAGAAGAGGUUUCAUCGGUGUCACUGCCCACUGGGUUGAUCCUAACAGCCUGGAGAGGUGCUCAGUAGCACUAGCAUGCAGGCAGCUUAAAGGCCCACACACUUUUGAUGUUUUGGCUUGUGCUCUAAAUGACAUACAUUGGCAAACAGAACAAGGUUGUUCCAACUACUACGGACAAUGGGUCAAAUUUUUUAAAGGCAUUUCGUAUAUAUAUGGAGAGCAAGAUGAGAACAACAACUUUGCUUUAGAAGAGACUGAAGAUGAGAUAAGUGAUGUGAUGUGUGAUGAAGAUGAAGAGGAUGUGGAUGGUGUCGAGGUGGACUUUGUAGAGGUCACAGCUGUUUUAGAUGAGGAUGAUGGCUUACAAUUCCAGCUUCCAAAGCAUCAUCGUUGUGCCUGCCACUUAUUAAACUUGGUUUCCACAGUGGAUGCCGCCAAAGCCUGUUCAAAUGAAGCCUUCAAGAAGCUGUCCAGGUCAGCAAAGUGCCAUGCACUACGGAAUAAGUGUGGCAGAUCUGCGGCUGCAGCAGAGAUUGUAGAAGAUAUGUGCAAAAUUCAGCUGAUUCGCCCCAACACAACAAGGUGGCAUUCCUUAUUUCUCGCCGUUGAGAGAGUGCUUCGAAUCAUUAAAGAUCAGGGAGAGGGGGCUAUCAGAACUGUCUGCACUUCACUCAAGUUGCCAAUGUCGAGUCCAGUUGAAAUUGCGUUUCUGGAAGAGUAUGCCGGAACCAUGAGCCCCCUAGACAAAGCCCUCAACAUUCUUCAGGCUGAAAUCGAUGUUCAGAUGGGAUGGCUUCUGCCUACUUUGACACUCCUCAUCUUGAAACUGGACCGAAUUCGCAUUUCCUCCAGGUACUGCAAACCUCUGGUGGAUGCCAUCCAAGGAGGCCUGCAGCAGCGCUUUGGAAACAUGCUGGUAGAGCCAGAGUUUAUUGCAGCUGCAAUCCUUGUCCCGAAAUUUAAAACAUCCUGGACAGCGGAUGAACACAUUGUCAAACUAGGCCUGGACUACAUCAAGGACCAUCUGGAGGAAGAGACUUCCAAUGAAACACCAGUUGGUCAGGAAGGUAUCAGGCAGUUAGAUGGCAACUUGCCUGCAAAGCUGAUGACAAAGAAAUUCUUAAGUCCUUCCCAGCAGUCUGUAAGUUGUCUUUGAAGGUCAACACUGCUUUACCCGCUUCUGCAGCUUGUGAACGUCUUUUCAGCACAGCAGGACUUAUUUUCAGUCCCAGGAGGGCAAGAAUAAUAGACUCAAAAAAUUUUGAGAAUCAGAUCCUUCUCAAGCUAAAUAAAACAUAUUGCCACUUUAGUUAGAUCAUCAGUGCCAUUCUAUACUAGCACACUCACCAGAAGCAGAAUUAAUGGCAUACUGAUUAAUAAUGUUUAGAUUUAGAUUUGAGGCUUGUUAUUUUAGUACACGUCAGUACAGUUUGUGUAAUUUGUUUUGAGAUG
Messenger RNA from Hemibagrus wyckioides, 2103 nucleotides. RefSeq lists its product as uncharacterized. Lineage: Eukaryota; Metazoa; Chordata; Actinopteri; Siluriformes; Bagridae. The record is from RefSeq and is a predicted model, not a curated record. The transcript is spliced from 3 exons. Bases 209 to 1807 code for a protein of 532 amino acids.